AUGCAGGAAAGUACGAUCUACGAGAUCCUACCGGUGUUGCUGUGCGGCCUGUCGGUUCCACUGUCCAUGUUCAUGUGGAUCGGAAAUGUGGCUUACUCGAAGAUAGCAAGCGAUAAUUCUAACAGCAUUAUUCCACCUACCCGUUGGCUGUUUUCAGUGCUCGUGCCCGUCCUGCUGAUGGUGUACGGGUUGAAGCGUAAGGGCGUAAACAGAUCCGGUGCCGCACUAGGGUUGCUUUGUGCCGUAAUACUUUCGAUAGCAUCGCACGCCUUCCUGAGCUGUUUGGCAGCCUUUUUCUUUAGCUCGAGCCGGGCGACUAAAUUUCGGGGCCACGCGAAACGAAAGUUUGAGGAAGAUUUUAAGGAGGGUGGCCAACGGAACUGGGCCCAGGUAAUCUGCAAUGCUGGUAUGGCGACACAGUUGGCAUUGCUGUAUCUGCUCGACUGUGGGUACGGUGAGCGGCCGAUCGAUUUCGUCAAUGAGUACCGUUCCAGCUGGCUCGGAGUGGCCGUGAUGGGGUCGUUUGCGUGCUGCAACGGUGACACGUGGUCGAGUGAGCUGGGCACGGUCAUUGGCAGUGGAGAUCCGUUUCUCAUCACCACCCGGAAGAGGGUUCCGCGCGGUACGAAUGGCGCCAUUUCGUUCGUGGGAGUGGUCGUGAGUUUCUUGGGUGGCACAUUGAUUGGGCUGGUAUACUUUCUCACCGUCCGGUAUACGGUGGACGCGAGCGUAUACCAGAACAGUCCAAACCAGUGGCCUAUGAUAGUGUUCGGUGGUAUGGCGGGUUUGCUAGGUUCGCUGGUAGAUUCGCUGCUUGGUGCUACGUUGCAGUAUUCGGGCCAGAACGAGCGGGGCAUGAUUGUGGAGCGACCGGGCAAACAUGUGCGCCACAUCAGCGGGGUACGGAUUUUGGACAACCACAGCGUUAAUCUGAUAUCUACUAUCGUGAUCGGAAUCGUGAUGCCCUCGAUUGCGAUGAAUCUCUGGUCAAUGUUCUGA
Messenger RNA from Anopheles marshallii, 999 nucleotides. Its product is annotated as transmembrane protein 19. The coding region runs from base 1 to 999 and encodes 332 amino acids. The record is from RefSeq and is a predicted model, not a curated record. The transcript has 2 exons. NCBI's taxonomy places the organism in Eukaryota, Metazoa, Arthropoda, Insecta, Diptera, Culicidae. Gene Ontology annotation, cellular component: membrane.